AUGACAUGUGUGGAAAACUUUCGAGACAGUAAUCUCAUUGCUAUUGCCAAUGAAUGUAAAAAUCUCGAGAAGUUGAAUAUAAGUCAUUGCACAUCUAUUACUGAAGAAGGUCUUGAUGCCAUAACCAGAAUAAAAUCAUUACGAAGAUUAAACGUUAGCGAUCUCAAAUGUGUUACAGACAGUUUUCUCGAAAAAUUAAAAGGAUUAUACUUUUUAGAGCGUGACAGAUGUACAAAAAUAACUGAUGUUGGCUUUAAUCAAUUUAUAAAAAACUGUCCAGAUCUUAAACGUCUUUUCACUGCUACUGAAGAUGAAAAAAGUAAUUUUAUUUGCUCGCCAAUCAGUGCCUCAAUUGCACUCGCAAUGACAGUUUUUGGUGCAAGAAAUGAUACCGCAAAACAAAUACGUUCAGUACUGCACUUGAGUGAAGAUGAUGAAGUGAAUAAAUUGGGUUAUCAACAUCUCAUUGACACGUUUAAUGCAACUAAAAAUGUUCAACUUGAUAUUGCCAAUAAAUUGUUUCUAGCUGACGACAUGCAAGUACAUUGUCCAUUUGUUUCUAUAACAAAAGAUUUCUUCAGAUCAGAAUUACAGCUGGUUGAUUUUGGUCAAUGUGAAAAUGCUCGAAAAAUAAUUAACAAUUGGUGUGAAGUUAAAACUAAUAAUCGAAUAAAAGACAUUCUACAACCUGAUGACAUUGAUCCAUCGACAAGACUGGUAAUUGUCAAUGCGAUUUACUUCAGAGGAAGCUGGGAUAGUCAGUUUAAUGCCGGAGCAACAAAACUAGAACCAUUUAAUAUUGAUCAGAAAACGCAAAAGAACGUAUUAAUGAUGGAACAAAAAGCUACAUAUCAUUAUGGUUAUCUUAAAAAACUUGAUGCCAUGUACGUGGAACUCCCAUACGAGCAGUUGCGUGGCUAUACCUGCAACAUUAUUUUAAAAUUACCAAAAUUUAAAAUUGAAAGCAGAAUGUUACUUGAUGAUACACUGAAAAAGAUAGGUAUGGUUGAUAUGUUUGAUCCCAAUAAAGCUGACUUUUCUGGUAUAUCAAAUGAACCUCUUUUCGUUGGUAAAGUAAUUCAAAAAGCUUUUAUUGAAGUAAAUGAAGAAGGAAGUGAAGCUGCAGCUGCUACAAUUGUAACGGGUCUUAUUGGAAGCAUGCUUCCUUCACUUUCUCGACCACGUGAAAUUAUCGUUAACCGACCAUUUUUCUGUGCAAUUGUUGCAACAAAAACAGGCACACAACUUUUCAAUGCUCGUGUUGUAGAUCCUUCUCAUGGUUCAUCUUAA
Aphidius gifuensis is the source of this 1290-nucleotide messenger RNA. RefSeq names its product leukocyte elastase inhibitor-like. Lineage: Eukaryota; Metazoa; Arthropoda; Insecta; Hymenoptera; Braconidae. The record is from RefSeq and is a predicted model, not a curated record. The transcript is spliced from 7 exons. Bases 1 to 1290 code for a protein of 429 amino acids. Gene Ontology annotation, molecular function: serine-type endopeptidase inhibitor activity.